This is a messenger RNA of Cornus florida, 354 nucleotides long. RefSeq names its product non-specific lipid-transfer protein 1-like. Gene Ontology annotation, molecular function: lipid binding. NCBI's taxonomy places the organism in Eukaryota, Viridiplantae, Streptophyta, Magnoliopsida, Cornales, Cornaceae. The record is from RefSeq and is a predicted model, not a curated record. The coding region runs from base 1 to 354 and encodes 117 amino acids. Gene Ontology annotation, biological process: lipid transport. The transcript has a single exon. Gene Ontology annotation, cellular component: membrane.
AUGGGUUGCUCUUUGUGCGUGUUUGGAUUGGCGGUUUUGGUUGUGAUUGCUAGCCCUGUGAGUGUGAACGGAAUUGAGUGCGGCGAUGCGAUAACGAAGAUGAUCCCGUGUGAGUCGUAUUUGACUGGUGCUGGUGCUGGUGCUGCUGUGCCUAGCACUGACUGUUGCGAGGCGGCACAAGGCCUGGACAAGAUAGCUGAGGCUUCGAUACCCGAACGCAGGGCUCUGUGCGAGUGUUUUAAGCAAACUGCAAGGUCUUUUCCUGUCAAUCGUGACCGAGUCAAGCAACUUCCCCAACUCUGCAAAAUCAAUAUCAGCAUAGCAAUAGAUCCCAGCGUGGACUGCAAAAAGUAA